Cryptomeria japonica (Japanese cedar) is the source of this 2004-nucleotide messenger RNA. Its product is annotated as BTB/POZ domain-containing protein At5g48800-like. The coding region runs from base 1 to 2004 and encodes 667 amino acids. The record is from RefSeq and is a predicted model, not a curated record. NCBI's taxonomy places the organism in Eukaryota, Viridiplantae, Streptophyta, Pinopsida, Cupressales, Cupressaceae. The transcript has 5 exons. Gene Ontology annotation, molecular function: protein binding.
AUGAUAUUAACAAGCAUUCAGAGUUGCUUAGACUGGUUGUCUUUGGACGUUCCGAGCGAUUUGACUGUGGAAACUGGAGGAGCUCGUUUUGCACUUCACAAGGCUCCCCUGGUAUCAAAAUGUGGUCGAAUACGCAGAAUGUUAGCAGUGGAAUCAACAGACACAGACAGAGUGGAAGCGUAUCUGAAUCUUCCGGAAUUGCCAGGAGGAGCAGAAGCUUUCGAGUUAGUGGCAAAGUACUGCUACGGACUCGAUCUUGGGAUCUCAACCUACAAUGUUGCAGCCAUAAGAUGCGCAGCAGAAUAUCUAGAAAUGGAACAAGAACCCAAUAUCCAUGGCCUAGACUCACUCGCACAAUCCUACUUCAAUAACAUCGUUCUCCCCAACCUUGCAAACACCAUAGCAGUUCUCCGCAGCUGCAAUAACCUGCUCCCACUCGCUGACGACCUUCAAAUUGUGAACAUAUGCAUUAAAAACAUCGUCUCCGUGGCAUGCAACGAGCUCAUGGUGUGUAGAAACGGAUGGGAUUCAGAGGACCAGAAAGGCUUGGAAGAAUCGUGGGUUAAAAAACUGACAGAACUGCAUAUAGAUUUCUUUGAAAGAAUAAUGAGCGCCAUGAAAGCCAGAGGAGUUAAGCAGGAAAUCAUAAGUGGGGCUCUCAUGAAUUACGCUCACAAUUCACUGGAUGGUCUCAGCCAGAAGCAGCGAGAGCAGCGAUCUGUGGUGGAAGGAAUUGCGGCUCUUCUUCCGCCGGGUAAAAAUGCGGCCCCAACCAGUUUUCUAUCCGGUCUGCUCAGAACGGCCAUUACAGUGGACGCUUCGCCUCAGUGUAGAAUGGAGCUGGAGUCGAGACUCGCCAUGAGUCUCGAUCGUGCGACCUCUCAUGAUCUUCUGGUUGUUUCUUUUUCGCACAGCUCUGACACUCUGUUUGAUGUGGAGGUUGUGCAGCGGGUUGUUACCAAUUUCUUGGCAUUCGCUUUGACAGACUCUGCGGGUGAUGAAUAUGAGGAAGAUGAACAAGGGGCGGUGGAGUUUGCCAGUCAGAUCAGUGGGAACGCCAUGGAAAAGGUUUCGACGCUCAUGGAUAGCUAUUUGGCGGAGAUUGCACCGGACAAGAACUUGAACAUCUCGAAGUUUAUACUUUUAGCGGAGGCUGUUGGGGAGAAAGGGCGCUUGGUUGAUGACGGGCUCUAUAGGGCCAUUGAUAUUUGCCUCAAGGCUCAUCCAGCUGCAACGGACGGGGAGCGCAACAAGCUAUGCAAGCUGAUGGACUGUCAAAAGCUGUCGGCGGAAGCAUGCAUGCACGCCGCCAAAAACCAUCGCCUUCCUCUUCACGUCGUCGUGCAAGUUCUCUACUUCGAGCAGCUCAGACUUCGCCAUGAAAUCAAGAGCGGAAGCACAAACGAUUUAGAGUUCGGGGACAAAUGCCCUUCGCAGGUGAUGAACAAGCGCUUUCUGAGUGCAUUAAGUUCGUCCAGGGAUGGGUAUGAAUCAGUUCGAAUGGAGAACAGAGACCUCAGAUUUGAAUUCUGUCGGAUGAGAAUGAGAAUGACAGAUUUGGAGAAACAGUGCGUGCGCAUGAAUCAGAUUAUGGAGGGAUGGCGUCCACAAGUGGUAGAGGGCUAUGGGUACGAAGAAAUUUCAAAAGCUCGUACCAGGCCAAUGGCAGAGUAUGGAACAGUGUCAGACAGGGAUUUCAUGGUGGAUACAGAUAUGGUCAGAAAAGUACUCGAGAUAAAAAAUUCCCAAAUACGUGGACAAGCAUACGCCAUUCAAGACCCUUUCAUUCUGAACGGCAUAAGACUUGCCCAAGAAAAAGAAUCAAUAAGGAAAAGCAGGAAUUUUUUUCAUAUAUUCGAUGAUUUCAGGCGCUUUCAGAACACUCGAAAACCAGAAAAUGAUGCAGGGUUUUCGAAUAAAUUUUAUGAGGACACUGAGGUGGAUUUCAAAUCCAAACCAGAUUUCAAAUCCAAACGCGGCCACAAAGCUGAGAGAAAUGAUUAG